CCAGACAUCCCGCCGUCCAUCAACACUCUCUAAUCAUAAUAUCGCUAACGUCCCGCUCGAAUAAGAUAUUCGUCCAGUUUGGUUUAAAUUCUUACAGUGCGGCGUGCUUAAGCGCCAACCCUACACUGCCCCGGGCCUUGUCCACGUCGUCACUCACACUUCUGUACUUACAUUACUCGGGGCUUUGAGGGUUAUUCUUGUUGGGAGGCACUCAAAGUUGUAAUGCUCCAACCUACGCUGGUCCUCAUGCUGCGGACGUGUUUUGCCAUACUCUUAGCUACCGUCUCUACCUAUGCCCGUACCAACCAGCAGGCACUAAACCCUAGUCAGAUAGCAUCACUAAACAACUUUGGGACCUCUACUUCGCUUGCAUUCCCCACCCAAAGCCUGGGAGCUUCAGAUGCUACAUCGUUCCUCGUGUCUCAUGGUUGGGAUAUCACCAAGAAAGGCCACGUAGCUCAGGAGAAUGACACAUCCUUUAUAAGCGAUCCCAUCACUAAGGACGGCUGGGUUUAUGCCAUUGACUAUCCAAAAGGCAGUCUCUCUGGCACCGGGGGUGCGGAGUUCUCCACUUACUGGAACAAUUCAGGUACAGCAUUCGGCAGCAUGCUCGUUCAUUAUGAAGUGGCGUUCGAUCCAAAUUUUCAAUGGGCGCUUGGCGGUAAGCUGCCUGGUUUGAGAGGGGGUAGUUUGGACGGAUGCUCUGGAGGGAAGGAUUCUCCUGAUUGUUUUAGCGUGCGAUUAAUGUGGAGGGCAGAUGGCAAGGGGGAAGCUUACGCGUACAUUGCUGCAAGUACCUCGUUUUGUGCAGAAAAGGAUGUGAGAUGCAAUGAAGAUGGUUACGGCACUAGCAUUGACCGAGGAUUAUUCGUAUUCGUGUCUUCAGGGUGGAACGAAGUAGACAUGAUAGUGCAGCUCAAUAAUCCUCCAAAUUCAGCCAAUGGUAUCAUUCAGGUCUAUUACAAUGGCCUUAUAGCUGUCAAUAAAACUGGAUUGCAAAUCCGUUCACAGGAUUCGAUUACAGGCAUCACAGGGCUAUUUUUCAGUACGUUUUUUGGAGGAAACAACGCAUCAUGGGAGAGCCCUAUAGACCAGCACGCGUACUUUCGUAAUUUUCAGAUGUGGGCGUCCGAAUCGUUUUCCAAAGCAUCUUCUGGCAUUACUUCUGCCCAGAUACCAUCGAUUUUCCAGCUCUUGACCUUGGUUGGGUCUGUUGUGCUUCUUUGGAUUCCAUUUGGUAUUUGAUUUCGCCUCUUAUGCGCGAUGUACGCGUUUCUCUGGUGCUGGAGCCCUAGUUUUCGACAUUCUCGAAUGUACCAAUGGACCAAGAGCAUUCCAUAUUGAAUGUAUUUCAUGGACUUUUAGGUUCUCAUCAAAGACCAGUGUUUGUGGUUGUAACUGCAGUGAUUUAUUGCAAUCUGGCACCAUAUUUGAUCUUUACAAUUUUGUUGCAACUCUUGACUGCGCAAACGUUCCUGUGUUGACGUGGACAAUCUGGUAGGUGGGAAAGUGAAGUACU
Molecule: messenger RNA, 1519 nt
Organism: Cantharellus anzutake
Lineage: Eukaryota; Fungi; Basidiomycota; Agaricomycetes; Cantharellales; Hydnaceae
Exons: 6
Coding region: 223-1245 (340 amino acids)
Source: RefSeq, a predicted model, not a curated record